AUGAGUUUUGGCGAUUCCUCUUUCCUCCCUCUGCGCUUCAACUUCUCCACCACGCCAUGUGAAGGCCAACUGAUCGCAAAAUUUACCACCCCUGCGGAGGUCCCCAAUGGGGAAGCAGAUAUCUUUUGGCAAUGCGCCGGACUGGCUCCAUACUGCUAUCAGGCGAAUAUAACGAAUGGCACAUCUGAUCCUACCAUGCAGCUUGAUAGGGAGGCACAAGUUGGAUGCAUUAACGAGAUCACAGGAGACAUCACCCAUAGUCACACUCCCGUCCCAGUCAUGGGUCACUUCUGGGGUGGCAACACCAUCAUCUACAGUGAUGAACAAGGAUCCAACGGGGACGGACACAACAGCCGCCCGGGCUCCGACUGCUGA
Molecule: messenger RNA, 375 nt
Organism: Metarhizium robertsii ARSEF 23
Lineage: Eukaryota; Fungi; Ascomycota; Sordariomycetes; Hypocreales; Clavicipitaceae
Exons: 3
Coding region: 1-375 (124 amino acids)
Source: RefSeq, a predicted model, not a curated record